Dimorphilus gyrociliatus is the source of this 607-nucleotide messenger RNA. The record is from the annotation of a GenBank genome assembly. NCBI's taxonomy places the organism in Eukaryota, Metazoa, Annelida, Polychaeta, Dinophilidae.
GGUAACCGUUGGUCGUCGUCGGUCGAUAGCAUCGACAAUGGCGGACGAGAAGAUAGAAGACGAAGAGUGCCUGAGAAAGGGCACAAAAGUAUCAGUUCGCUGUAGAGAUGGAAGAGAGAAAACUGGGGAGGUAGUGGCAUUUGAUCCUCAAAAUCAAAUUCUCGUUUUAAGAAGGAAAGCUCACAGUGGAAAGCAGCAUCUCUUCGAUAUAGAUAUGAUAAAUAUGCAGUUUCUUGAGAGUGUAAGUGUAGUAGAAGAAGCUAAAGGGGAUUUUGAUUUAACUAUAGAUUUCGCUGGGAAAGAUGAAAUUGAUAAACGCAUCCAAAGAAACGUUGAAUACAAAAGAACGGAAUCGAGGUAUGUUGGAUUGGAUGUGACGCCAGUUGGUCAAAAUCUGUGUAACUAUAUACGAAAAACAUUAGAGGAUGUGAGUUGGCAGGAGAAAUCAUUAUUAGUGUUUAACGGUGUUAAAAUAUCACCUCCUUAUGGUCCAGAAAAUGUUGGUAUAAUACCAACUAAAGCUGCUGCUACCUCAAAAGGUAAUGACCAUGCCUUAUCCCAUGUUCGGAAAAUUGUUGAAAAAUUUCAUAAAGAGAAAAUUUGUUAG